CUGGCUGCCAUAGAAGACAGCCUACGAGGUCCAGGCCAGAGUCCGGGUGCCCUACCGGUCCCCCUGUCCCUCCCUCCUUCCCCAGGCCAGCCCCCUGCUCCGGAUUGGUCCUUCAGGAAACGCUGCGGGGAGUCUCGGUCCCCGCUGCGGAGCCGGCCUAGGCCGGAGGGCGGGGUUUGCUCUGGGCCUCUGCAGGUCAGGUCGGCCGCCCCUGACAGCUCCGGGAGCCUCAGGCGCCACAGCGGCGCCCUCACCUCGGGACAUCCACACACCGACCGCUCCUGCUCCAGCGGCAACCACCCCGCGCGCCUGGCCUGGCGCCGUGCAGCGAAGCCCAAGAGCUGGCCUCGCCACGAAGGUGCACCUGCCCAAGAAGGAUUAUAACUGAGGACUGGCUGUCUUGAACCUUGUUGCCACACACAGAGAAAACCCAGCUUUUCUUUCAAGGAAACCAAUGCCUGACCUUGCCAACCAAUGAAAAGGUUGCCUAAGAGCCUUGCCCAGAAGUUUUAUCAGUUAAACUCAGACUGAGAGAACAAAGGUUGAACCAGCCAAAUUUUCGAGACAGCUCACGGCUUAGAGGAAGGCUCAUCUAAAUAAAGGCCAGCUAAAGUGACAUUGCAGGGAUUAAAUCCUUCUCUGGCUGCCUGUGUGACCAGAAGGCUUAUUUGCAAGUUUCUUCUUUCCCGGGGUCCAGAUUAUUAGGUCUCCAGGGCCCUGCGGCUUGACAGCAAGAGAAGCACGAAAUGAAGCUCAGAGAUGAGCUCCCGCAGCAGGGUCUUGAGGUCCUCCCAGGGGCAUUUACACAUCAGAAUGCAAGAUUCUCUGGCCAUCAAGGGGAAUAGCAAACAGAAGCCUUUGUCCUGGGGCACAGCCACCUACCACAAAGCAUCAGACUCCACAUCUGGCCACAAAGUUCCUGGAGUCCCAUCAGGGCAGUGGGUAUGUAACGUGUGCCUAAUUGUACAGCUAGAGCUUGCAAGUUCAAUGUGAGGGAAGGUGGGAAAUGUCUUGAGUGAGGUGAGCAGCUCUGGGCUGGACAGACUCAGCUACCACGUUCACUGCCCUCCUCUCACUAAACCCAAGAGGGAGGCUGCUCAACUCUCAGGAAAACUCUCUUGAACCCUGGGCACCUGCUGUCCUCAGUUGGCAUCUCCCACCCUCUGAGCCUCUUCUGCUCCUGCACAACCUGCCCUUGAUCGGUGGCUCUUUGCUGAGAUGGAGACGUGAGCCCCCGUGGACGAUGACUGCAGUGUAUACAAAUGGAGGCGGCCUGGUGAACCCCCACUAUGCCCGGUGGGAUCGGCGCGACAGCGUAGAAAGUGGCUGUCAGAUCGAGAGCAGCAAGGAGGGCGAGGAAGGACAGCCCCGCCAGCUGACGCCCUUCGAGAAACUGACACAGGACAUGUCCCAAGAUGAGAAGGUGGUGAGGGAGAUCACUCUGGGGAAACGGAUAGGCUUCUACCGAAUUCGAGGGGAAAUUGGAAGUGGCAACUUCUCCCAAGUGAAGCUUGGGAUUCACUCCCUAACCAAAGAAAAGGUGGCCAUUAAGAUCCUGGACAAGACCAAGUUAGAUCAGAAAACCCAGAGGCUACUAUCCCGAGAAAUCUCCAGCAUGGAAAAGCUGCACCAUCCCAACAUCAUCCGCCUUUACGAAGUCGUGGAGACCUUAUCCAAGCUGCACUUGGUGAUGGAAUAUGCAGGGGGUGGGGAGCUCUUCGGAAAAAUUAGCACUGAGGGGAAGCUCUCUGAACCAGAAAGCAAGCUCAUCUUCUCCCAGAUUGUGUCUGCCGUGAAGCACAUGCAUGAAAACCAAAUUAUUCACAGAGAUCUGAAAGCAGAAAAUGUAUUCUAUACCAGUAAUACUUGUGUGAAGGUGGGCGAUUUUGGAUUCAGCACAGUAAGUAAAAAAGGUGAAAUGCUGAACACUUUCUGUGGGUCUCCUCCCUAUGCUGCACCUGAACUCUUCCGGGACGAGCACUACAUCGGCAUUUACGUGGAUAUCUGGGCCUUGGGGGUGCUUUUGUACUUCAUGGUGACUGGCAUCAUGCCAUUUCGGGCAGAAACCGUGACCAAACUAAAAAAGAGCAUCCUUGAGGGCACAUACAGUGUACCACCCCACGUGUCAGAGCCCUGCCACCGACUCAUUCGAGGAGUCCUUCAGCAGAUCCCCAUGGAGAGGUAUGGGAUCGACUGCAUCAUGAAUGAUGAAUGGAUGCAAGGGGUGCCAUACCCUACACCUUUGGAACCUUUCCAACUGGAUCCUAAACAUUUAUCGGAAACCGGCACUCUCAAGGAAGAAGAAAAUGAAGUCAAAAGCACUUUAGAGCAUUUGGGCAUUACGGAAGAGCAUAUUAGAAAUAACCAAGGGAGAGACGCUCGCAGCUCAAUCACAGGGGUCUAUAGAAUUAUUUUACAUAGAGUCCAAAGGAAGAAGGCUUUGGAAAGUGUCCCAGUCAUGAUGCUACCAGACCCUAAAGAAAGAGACCUCAAAAAAGGGUCCCGUGUCUACAGAGGGAUAAGACACACAUCCAAAUUUUGCUCGAUUUUAUAAAUUACACUAGACUGCUUAUAAUUAACCGAGAUCAUUAUUGCUGCUUCUAAAUUUUUUUCAAGGACAACAUGAGUGGAGACAUUUUUGUAAUUUUUAAAUAAACUUAAAUUUGAGAUAUGCA
This is a messenger RNA of Chlorocebus sabaeus (green monkey), 2675 nucleotides long. RefSeq names its product NIM1 serine/threonine protein kinase (gene NIM1K). Gene Ontology annotation, molecular function: ATP binding; tau-protein kinase activity. Lineage: Eukaryota; Metazoa; Chordata; Mammalia; Primates; Cercopithecidae. Gene Ontology annotation, biological process: microtubule cytoskeleton organization; intracellular signal transduction; protein phosphorylation. The record is from RefSeq and is a predicted model, not a curated record. Gene Ontology annotation, cellular component: cytoplasm.